GACAAUUUUAUUUUCUAUUUUAAGGUAAAAGUGCCAAUGCCUGAACACGUACCUAACUCUGGAUAUUCUUGUCAUUUUAGUCAUCAAAUGCAAAUAUUGAACAUGUCCAGACAUUAAUAUAACUGGAGAAUGGAAUCGUCCAAUUUCUAUUAAUGAUUUUUAAGAAAAAACUAUCAAUUCGGUAUAUUUAAGACAAUACAAGGACUAUUUUCCUUUUAAGAAAAUACCUAAAUGAGAAUUUAAUAGAAAAAUAAUGAAUCUUUUACAACCCAAUACCGCCGAAACUAAAACGAAAAUUCGAAUUAAUCAGACAACUAUCGAUCUCAAGUCGCGCUAACUUCGGGUUGAACGUUCAACCCGAAGUUAGUGAGACUUGAAAUCGAUAGAUCUUCGACCAGUUUGAAUUCCAAAGACGGAGACGCGCGCGAAUGAUCUCUGUGUCUGCCUCCGCAAUGAUGAGAACGCGAUGACGAGUAUCUGCGACAGCACAGGCUUCUAAAAGACUCUCUAUUUCCUCCUAGAAAAUCUUGUAGAAGCUUGAGCUGUCGGAAGUGUUCCCUCGAGGAAAACUUUCCCGCGGCGAAAACUCGAACUCGCCGAAUUCUCGCGCGACUCCACCGAGUCCUUCGGAGGGCUGGAAUACGUCACGUGCGUGCGCGCUGCACAGCGACAGGUGGAACCACUCGUGCUCGGGAAGCGUCAUCAUCCCAGAGCGCGUCCCCGGUGCGAAAGUGGCGUGUCGCAUCGGUUUUAUCGAUUUUUCGCGCGUAUCUGCGCGCGAGAAGAUAAGGGAAAAUGUGUCAUCGCCGUCGCCGGUAUUAUCGUAGAUCGUGGAACGCGUCCGAGCCGCGAUAGCUUCGGCGCAACCGACAGGUGCAGGUGUGCGUGCGCGCAGUAAGUCGUGAGAGUGAAGUGCGCGUCCGCCCUGCCCGCGCGGAGCUCAGCUACGAGAGAUUGGCCGUGCGAGCCGUAUCCCGACGAGUCACGCCUUUUCCUCGCGCGCUUCGCUCAGAACACGCGGUCCGUCUCGCGGCGGCUGGACCUUCUCAUAGGCAACUCCUCGGGUGCGGCGCGCUACACACGUCAACGCCGGUACAAGCCGGAAAGUAUUCCUCUACUCCGACAGUCGGUCAAUGUUUCAGGUUCAGGCACAGCUGUGUCGCUUCCCCUCUUCCACACACCCCUUGUUCAAAUCUCUUUAAGAUUGUAAGUAAUUGUCUGAUAGAGCGGGAAGCGCAUAAUUUCGCGCGGCCACUUGAAAGACUUGAGAGAGCUAUGAUAUAACGCGAUGUGUCGAUUGCUCGUCUACCUUCGCAAGGCAUACACGUGACACACACAAGAGUGCUUGGUCACUACACGACGUUGUGACUAAUGUGAUAUUUAUUUUUGCAGGAGCUUCAAGUUGAUAAGAAUGACGACUAAUCGAGAGGGUGAGACUGCAGUAACUAUCCCGCUGCAGUACAAUGAAGCUCAUUGGAAAGCUAUUUUUGAGAGAUAUGAUCUCGAUGGAGAUGGAAAGAUCUCCCUUCAAGAGUUGAGAGAGAUGAUACGCGGGCCAGACUUUUCCAAUGAUAUUCCCGCUGGAGUAGUGCGCACUAUAAUGCGUAAGGCAGAUUUGGAUGAUUCCGGUUACCUGGAGUAUCCGGAAUUUAUAGCGAUGAUCCACAGGAAGGAUAUGCAAGGUAUAUUCGGACAUUUCAUGCAGCGAUAUGUUCAAUCUGUGAUACCCCAACGACCAAGCCGCGCGAUGAGACAGACCUCCGUGGGCUCUAGGUAUUACCCUCAGCGACAAUACAGUACUGUAAUGCAUGUCCCCUCAAGCUUUGGCGAUUCCCGGCCAUUUCAGCAGCAAACAAGCACAAUAACGGAAUCUUCUCUGCGAUCUAGCGACUAUCCGGAUGGGCUGUACGAAGAUGAGUACAGCUGUCGACCGCCAGCCGUAGCGAUGAUAAUCAUAUCGAUAGUAGAAAUUAUUUUGUUCAUGUAUGAUGUGAUUAAGCACAAAUCUCUUUCUGUAGAAGGACCAGCGGCUAUAUUAUUUAUUUAUAAUCCGCACAAGAGGUACCAAGCAUGGCGGUAUCUAACGUAUAUGUUCGUACAUGUCGGAGUCUUCCAUUUGGUUGUUAAUUUACUGGUACAAAUUAUGUUGGGCAUUCCUCUGGAGAUGGUACACAAAUGGUGGAGAGUAUUGAUCAUAUACAUAGCCGGAGUGGUGGCCGGCUCGCUCGGCACAUCCGUCUCCGAUCCGACGGUUUAUCUAGCCGGUGCGUCAGGCGGAGUAUAUGCGUUAAUCACCGCUCACGUGGCGACGAUUAUAAUGAAUUGGUCGCAAAUGGAAUUUGCCGUCCUGCAAUUGUUAGUGUUCCUCGUCGUCACCAGCGUCGAUGUCGGUCAAGCCGUGUGGAAUCGUUAUGUUCUAGACACCAACGACCAAGUCGGUUACGUAGCCCACUUGGCCGGUGCCAUAGCGGGACUUCUAGUAGGUAUAAACGUGCUCCGAAAUCUCGAGGUGAAGACUUGGGAGAAAGUCGUCUGGUGGGCUAGCAUGUUUACUUACACGGGUCUCAUGACCGCGGCUAUCUUGUGGAACAUAUUGUAUACGUCGUAUUACGAGCCAUGAUCAAGAUUUGUUGACAUUUGCCGUUCUAGACUCACUCGCCAUCGAUAUGGUAGAAUCAGAUGCAUCGUCGCUGUUUCAGCGAGAGACAAAGAAUCAGUAUCGAGAUUUUACUUACAUAUGCACAAAUUCGCUAUAUAUUUCCGCGUUUGAUAUGGCAUAAAUUAACAUUAAAAUACUUAAGGAAAUCGUAUAUUUUCGUACGGAUAUUAUCGCGAAGAGAUGAGACUCGCAAACCUGCAUCGAUAUCGCUAUAUCUGUAUGUGUGCAAGUAGUAUUAAACAAUGCAGUAUUUUUAAGUGCCGUUAUCAAGAGCAAACAGUAGAACAUCGUAUUCUGUGAUACUUUUGCUACAUGUGGUUGCGAGUUUGACGAAUUGCGAGUGACAAAACUAAGCUAUAGACGCGAAAUAUUAAUUUUUCUAUUUUAAGACUAUUGUCUCUCAUUGUUCGAAAAUACUACCUCCGCUAAUGCGCGUACUAUGAUAAUCAUCUUGCAUAUAAAACAUAUAUUAAUCCUUUAGUAAUACUUCAUUCAUCAUAAAAGUAUCAAAUUACAUCUAAUAUUCCAGCAAUGUGCAUAAAAUUUAAGAAAAGAAUUACAGCAUACUAAAUUAUAUAAAGUAUUAUUAGUGCAGUUACAUAGACAUUUGAAGGCAUACUAUUAUUGAUACUUUCUUCAUCGUAUUUGACCAUACUUCAUGAUUGAAAUUCCUAUUUCUUUGUAGUAGCUGUUUUGAUUAAUGGUAUUAUGGUAUUAGAAACGAGAAAAUAUUCUUUAAAAAUUUUUAUGAAAUAUAUUGAAAUAAAAAGAUAGUCCACAUAAAAUGGCACUUGCAUUGAUACAAGAAGUAAAAUUGCUGUAAAAUUAACGUGAUAUGUGAUUUAUUUUUUAAUUAUGUAAUUGGUCACGUCAAUUUCACUAUUGAUUACUAAUUACCCUUAUUAUAUAAUUAUUAUCUCUGAAUAUAAUUAUUAUUAUUGUAUAUUAUUUAUAUUGAUGGUUAAUCAAUUAAGAACAAAAGGGAAGUUUUCUAAAUAUUUUCUUAAUCGCGAUCGCAAGUGUCAUUUUAUGGAUAUACCUUGUUAUUUUUAUUUAUCUUGCACAAAAAUUUUGAGCAUAUAUUUUUUCGCUUCUAUCAUCAUCAAUCAAGAUAAUCACGACGAGAAACUAGGAGUUUUAAUAAGUUACAAGUUACUGAAAGGUAUUGCCAUUACAAGAGCUUAUGACAAAAAAUAUAAUUUAUGUAUUUCAUAGACUUAUACAUGUAGAUUGACCAGAAGUCAAGUUUAAUAAAGAUAUAUUGUCUGUAGCACUUUCUAGAAACAAGUCUUUAGUCUCUAUCUUUUUGUAUAAGUCCAUGAUGUCAUUCAUACUCUGCAUUUGACAUUUAAUUGAUAUUCUAAUUUGUAACAUGUAAUUAUUUCGCUAUAAGAUGUACACAUUUUGUACAAUUUGUGCAGUAUUCUGUGGUUCAUUUGUUACAGUUUCUAGGUAUACUGUUGUAAUAUUGAUGAUCAUUUAUGGUCAUGUUAUAUGCGUGUUCUGGUGAUAAAGCCUGCGAAUUCUUUCUUUGCGAAGACAGCAAUAAUUAUAUUGAGACAUACAUAUUUGCUCUAUAUUAAUGUAGAUGCGAACAUGGUGCUACAUAAACUCACACAUGAAAUAGUUUGGUUACAUCGUCAAAAGUUCGCUUCUAAAUAUUUCUUUCGUUUGUAGAAAUAUUUAUGCAAGGUACCUGAUUCGCAAAGCAAGAGUAUAAUAAUAUGUUGAAUGAUUCUACAUUUGUUUGAAUAUGUAAUAUGAGAAAAACAAUCUGAAACGUGGAAACAUCACAACUGUAACUUGUGUUCACAAUACGAGUGUGCAUUAUAUCAGACACAGCCAAGAUAAAAACGUACUUUUUAUUAGACUGAUAAGAAGUAAGAUUGUUCUUAUGCGAACAAAGGAUAUAUGUAUAUCUCGUUCUGAAAAGUCCUAACUAUAGAAUUUUACUUUUGCAGAAGAACACCCGCGUAACACGUUACGUUAAUUUAAAGAUAAACUUAUGUAACGCACAAAGAAAUCCGUAACGUAAGAAAGGAUUUUCAUAACGGAUUUUUUUGUGCGUUCACGUAAGUUUAUUCUUAAAUUAACGCAACGUGUUGCGGAUGUUCUUGUGCGAAGGUCCUGAUGCAGGAAACACCGUAGAUGUGGUUGUUGAGUAAAGCAGCGCCAUUAAUAGAUUAUAUUAUGUAUACACACAGAUAUAUAAAUUAUAAUAUAUAUAGCGUAAUAAUUAUAAAAAUUAUAUUCAUAGAAAUAACUAUGAGUAUAAUUCGAUUCUAAUAUAUUACAAUUUUCUUAUUUUACAUGGUUGAAACAAUGCAACCUUCUUUUUUUUGUUGAGCAAAAUAUGCUGUUAUAUUUAUUAAUCCGAAAAGUGGUAAGUACGACGGCAGCUACAUUAUUUCAGGAUGCUUUGCAAAACAUCUGGAUUGUAGUGAGAGAAUGAUAACAUUAAUUAUGAAUGUAAUAUUACAAGGUAAAAGUACUUUGAAGCAUCCUGAAUUACAUUUACGACUACUUCGAUUACAAUAUUGUUGACAGGAUUUUAACGAAAAGCGGUUUUUAUAAAAUAGAUGUAGAUUUAAAUAUGUAUAUAUAUAUAUAUAUAUAUAUAUAUAUAUAAAAUAUAUAUAUAUAUAUAUAAAAUAAAAAGAGAACGUAAUGUAAACCUGUAUAUCAAUUUAUUUCUCAUGUAUGAAUGCGAUGCAUUUAUAUCUUACAUGUAAGUGCCUCGAAUGUUCUCCUUAUACAAGAUAUGAAUAAACUUUUUGACCGAGCAUAGUGCCCCAUUUUUGUCGAAGAUCGAUAUAGAUUUAUACGAAUUUAUAUAACAUUUUGUAAUGGGAUUUUUUUCAGUGAAAAUGCCCAACGAAGUAAUGAUAACAUAUGUGUAUAUAUUUUGUAUGCGCUUUAUAUGCAAUGAAAUAAAGUGACUGUUAAACGUACAA
This is a messenger RNA of Odontomachus brunneus, 5613 nucleotides long. It is a transcript of the gene rho-4, whose product is annotated as rhomboid-related protein 3. The transcript has 5 exons. Lineage: Eukaryota; Metazoa; Arthropoda; Insecta; Hymenoptera; Formicidae. Gene Ontology annotation, molecular function: calcium ion binding; serine-type endopeptidase activity. The record is from RefSeq and is a predicted model, not a curated record. Gene Ontology annotation, cellular component: membrane. The coding region runs from base 1412 to 2620 and encodes 402 amino acids.